Messenger RNA from Pelobates cultripes (western spadefoot toad), 29201 nucleotides. The record is from the annotation of a GenBank genome assembly. Lineage: Eukaryota; Metazoa; Chordata; Amphibia; Anura; Pelobatidae.
AGCCCGUGUGCAAAGCACCUUCCCUACUCUCCUCCCAAAGCAAGCAGUGAGCCUGGCCCCUCCUUUUACUGAAUGAAAGCAUGAGACAGUUUGCUUUAGUAGUCACAUUGUAUCUCACAUCUACUUAAUAACCAACCAUGCCCAAGUGUCCCAAGUGCCAGAAAGAAGUUUACUUUGGUAAGUAAAUUACAUCUUGUUUAACAUCUAUCUGCAAUAUUAUUAAAACACACUAUCAGAUCAUACGCACUACAGCAGUUUAUCCACUAAAUAGUUGUGAACUGUAAAAUGUAAAUUAAUUUAGCCUAGCUUUGACUAUAGCUGAACUGCAAUCAGGUUUGCAAUUCGCUGCAGGUUGAUAUGUUGUGAUUACAACAUUCACUGUUUAGUUCGCUGUUUACUAAACUGUGAACUGAUGCCCAAAUUACAGACUUCUCAGCCAAUUGGUUUUCAGUUCACAGUGCAUUUUACUUUUUUAUAUUUUAGCUUUAUUUAAAGAAAUACAAUGCAACAAAUACAUUUGUUUUUUUAAAUGUUAUACAGUGGUACAUUUAGCAAAGUUCAAGUUAGAUAUUUAAAUAUCAAUAUUAGAUAUAAAAUGUUUAAUAAUUUAUUUAUUUUUAGAAUGCAAAAGAGGUAAUUGGCUGACACUAAACCUAUUCUGCAGAAACAAACCUACUACAUAAUACUUCUAUUACCCUCCCAAAAACAAACACUGUUUCUUGGAAGGUACAUAUAUAUUUUUUUUUAACAUAUACUUAACUAAUUCAUGACAGAUGAUGUGUCUGAUAAGUUAUAAUAUUGAAUGUCAAUGUUGGUAUCAGAUACAAUUUUAAUUUCUGUUUAGGUUGUCAUUACUAGUUUUGAUACUGCAGGCAGCUUUAUUGUAAUAUUUAGUUUGAAAAGAUGCUAGUUUGACAUUUGUCCAAUCCAGCUAUUCCGUCUACACUUUGCAAUUGUCAGUCCUCUGUUUUUCCACUUAAAAUAUGUAGCUUUAUACACUGGGGGAAAUUAUACAAACCUGCAAUGAAAUAAAUAAAUCUAUACAAGUGUAUAUCUCCAUAUCUAUACUGGCUGUGAGAUCACAAUGAUAAACAAGAUUCUUAGUAACAUAGUUUACAUUUUUUCCACUUUAAUACAACAGAACACUUGACAUUAGAUUAUUUUAAACCCUGGGAUUGUAUAGAUAUGAUCUCCUACAAAGUUAGGCAAACAUUCCACUGAACUGUUAACUCAGGAAGUUGCUACAUACACUUUUACGGCAAUAAAUACAUUGUGGCACAAUAUUAAUCAAACGUAACUUUAUUCUAACAUAUGAUUUACUGGCACUGUCAUCCUGUGAGUGGCUUAAAAAGGUAAUCUAAAGGUAAGAUUACAAAACAAAAUAUAAAUUCUGUAAUUCUAUGAUUGUUGUACAUAGUUACAUAGGCUGAAAAGAGACAUGUGUGCAUCAAGUUCAGUGUCUGACAACAAUCUUUUAACAUGGCUAUUUGCUCCCUUUCAUUAAGAAAGACAUCAAAUAGGCCUCUUGAUUUCAUGUUAUAAAAUAGACAGGGGUGUUUAAAUGCCGAAAAUUAGAUCCCUUUAUUCAGCGGGGCAGCGCUAUUUUUAGCAUACAAUGUUUGUUUAAUGGGUAGGUUUAUAACGACAGCUGUGAACACAUUGCAUUGUUCAGUUGUGUGUAAAUCCUUAUUUAAAUAAAAUUCAUUUGACUAUUGUAUACUUGGAACUUCAGUUUACCCUAAAAAAAAAAAACAUACUGCCAUCUUAUCGAAGAUACUUUCCUUUUAAAAUCCUUAUUAUUUGGCAUUUAUAUAGUGCUACACAAUUUUAAUGUGUGAAGAAAACAACUUGGAAAUAAACUAAUACAAAUAUUAACAAGAAAUAAGAGGCUACUGAGGACACUACUCCAAGCAGUGUAGAAUCUAGAGAACAAACAAUAUGUGGGCUGCUAGAGGAAGGGGGAAUAAUUCCUACAGGGUGACUUUGCGUGCAUAUUUAUAUACUUUCCGUAUCUGUUCUUUAUUACAAGGAUGUCUUGUUGCCCUAUAAUAGUAGUGUAUGUGGUUGUAAAUACAUGGGGAAAGAGUGUCUUACGCAAAUAACUUGGAGUGAAUUAUCAUUGCUGUAUGAUUAUUACAGUACAAGUUCCAAUGAUCUGCAAUUUGUGCAAAGAUGGUUUUGUAUGAUUAAAUUCCAGUAGUAUGCCCACUGUCCUAAAAUUGUUUAUUUCCAACUUUCCUGCAGAAGAGGAAGCAGGGAUUCAACCUGGAAACAAUAAACUGCCUCAAUUGUAUGGGUGACCAAAACCAGAUUCAGUCAUUUAUUUUCUCUUUUCUUUAAUCAAGGAUAUAAAAAAAAUUAAAGGCCGAGGGUCAAUUUGUUUUUUCAAAAGCUCAUGUAGGCAUCAAUCCUAUAUGAAGUCAGAAAGUAAAUGCAAUCUUAGAACACUAAAACCAUGUGAUGACAAAUUUGUUUCUUUUGGUAGCCUUCACUUUGUCCCAGUCAGUACCUUCAAUAUUUCCAUCUAUGUCCUGUGUCAGGUACAAUUAUUUAUAAAGCACCAACAUAUUCCACAAUAUGUUGUAUAUAAAGAUAAACAAGACACAUACUUAAUGCUAACAAAACAUGGUGAAGCGUGGCCUACCCAAACGAGCUUACAAUGUGUGUGAACAUAUUCUUGGAUUAUAACGUAUAGACAAAAAUAAAUUACAAUGAACAGACAUUUUAACAGUUGGAGAGGAGGCAAAUAUUUGUAUUGCUUAAAUUUUAAAAAGUCACGAGUUGUCAUAUGAACUGGUAGACUGGGAAUCAAAAGAAACCAAGAUAGCCCUGUAUGUAACAUUGGACAAUGAAUCAAUAGAAAUAAGACACUACUAUAGCAUUCUAAGGACAAUAGGCGUUUUAUUUCUCUUGUGCCCAUUUGCCAAAUGUGGCGAAAGCAGGAUUUAUUAAGAAAAGAGUUAGAAUUGCAGUUCUCUAAUACUAAUUUGAUUACCCGGUGGGUAUUAAUAUGCCCAAUUUCCCUAUAUGGUUUACAAAAAUACACAAUCUUUAAUAAUUUAAUGAUGCCCUGAAGAAUAUAACCUUAUUUAGCUGUUGGAAUGCAUUUUCCAUAAUACUAUGUCAGUAGCUAAGCUUGUGAAAUGCACUUGGGCAUCCCAGAUCUACACUAUUUAUAGAAUACAAACUAAACUAUGAUAAAUUGCACACAAUCACAGAGUAACGGAUUAAUCAGCUGCGUAAAACACACAUUGGCCCAAGCUUUAUUUAUUUCAGUUUAAUCACUGCUUUAAUUAUUUAUGAAUUACUGACUUUCAAUUUUUUUACCUUUACUGUUUAAGUUUUCUUCUCACCCCACAAAUUUCAUUGCAAAGCUGCAAAUUACUGUAUUUUUCAGUACUAAAGCUGAGUAGGAGAAUAAUUUUUCCAUAUUCACUAUUUUAGCUUCAAAUAUACCAUUUGGAUUUAAUUUGCUUAAAUUUCCAUGUUUAGCAAAAAACCCUGCUAAAAUAUGUCCGAGCAUUCAUAUACUCUGAUACACAUCAGAAAUUCAAAUUCCUGCACAAAAUUACAAGACUAUUUUAGGCUGAAGAAAUUAAAAAUACAGUAUUUUUAUUUCCAGCAGUUAAGCAAACCACACCCAGCCUUUUCAACUGAAUGCUUCUAAACAGAGUAAUUGUACAUUCAAUGAGCAUGAUAUUUCAUUUGCAUCCGAGCUUUGGCAAUACAUUGCUUUACAACAUGCUAGUUAACUUUUAUGCAUAGAAAUUAUCAUCUUCCGUGUCUGUAUCUAACCUUUUACGUAAUGUUUAAACAUUGAUAAAUACAGUUAAUUAUUAAUAGUCUAAAUUGUGAAUGAAUCACCAAAAUUCUUUAGAAAGUCCUUAGAAAGUUUAUUGCACUGGCAAUAGGGUAUCCCAAGCACUUUAAGGAACACUCCACGCACCAAAACAACGUAAUCUAAAUUGCCUCCAACGCUGGUUUCCACUCCUCCCCUGUCGGCUUCUGAAUUUUGAGAUUUUGAAAUGUCCGGGCAGGGGCGCUGCUGAUUGGUUGAGAGUGGUCAGCUGACUCCCUAUUCACAAAACUUGCUUGUAAAGAAAUUUACCUUUUGCAAGCCAGUUUUGGGAAUGGGGAGUCACUGAUUGGCUAAGAAUGUCAGCAGCAGGGCCCCUGCGUGAUGGCACUUCGGACUUCCUGAAUCUCAAAAUUUAGAACCCAGAAGCUGCCAGAGGAAUAGUGGAGACCAGUGUUAGAGGCAAUGUUGGGGGUUAAACUGUUUAAGAAUGGUGUUAAACCACUUGAGGUAAGAAUGCACAUAUGUGAGUCCGCAUAUACUUCCACGUAUAAUGCAAAAGGAAAAUCAAUCUCUCUCUCUCUCUCUCUAUAUAUAUAUAUAUAUAUAUACAUACACACACACACACACACAAGUAUAGUGGCACUCACCCUUUCAAUGAAUCAGUAAAAGACUGCCUUGGUGCAAUCCCACGCUGGAUAUGUAAAGCAAAAAGGAAAGAGAUGCACUCUCAGGUCUUUGUAAAAAAACUCGAUAUUAUUUAAUAACAGGUAACAAGAUCUUGAGGAAGACCUAAAGAGGUCGAAACGUCGAUCAGAUGUAUGUUACCUGUUAUUAAAUAAUAUCAAGUUUUUUUUACAAAGACCUGAGAGUGCAUCUCUUUCCUUUUUGCUUUAUAUAUAUUUUGGGCAUUUGUUUAUGCCAAGAUAAAAAAAUAAUAAUAAUUGACACAUUUCUCUUUUCAAGUGGGAACAUGGCUGGUCUUCAAAUUGCAGUCCAAUUCUGGAAAAUUCAAGUACACACAAGGUUGCCCUAUCAUGAUUUUAAUUAGGGACUCGUAACUCUAGACCGCACCCAACUGCUUCUCAGAUACAGCAUUGUACAAGGCAGCCUUGUAGGAGGGUAUGAUGUCAUGUGCAGGCUUGGGGAGAGACUUUGGAGGAGGAAUUUGUUUCUCUGAUAGGCGAAGACUGUGUGGUGGGGCUGGUAAAUGAGGAUUUAUUUUUAUUUAUUUUUGCAUUAGAAUGCAAAACAAACCAUUUGUAUAAAAGAGAACAAGGCUUAAAAGUACUUCCCAUUUUAAAAAUGUUCUACAAUAGUAAAUUAACCAGAAUAUUUAAUCCUAAAAUUCUUCCUUCAAACAAAAAAAUUGUUCUAUUGACGUAUUGAUGUAGUAAACAUAUGAAAUGGUAUACAUAACUUUGUUACCCAGAUUGCCCUUUAGUAGUGGGGAGCUGGGCCCUACACUUUAGAAGAUACAACUGUAGAAAUAUAUAUUUUUGGGGUUUUCUUAGAUAAAAGUUUUCAUUACCCUGUUCAUAUGUACUCUCUGCUAAUGACAGAGGCCAGUCAUACUAAAUAUUAUAUUUGGGUUAAGGGAGGCCUUGCGGCCUACUACGCUGCACAACUACAGAAUUUCUUAGUUAUUAUUAUUUGUUAUUUUAAGAAUAAUUUGAUGGCUUAUAUGCAUUGUAUGGAUUUAGCUCCCCCUUCGGUUAAAUUAAGGUUGCCUGGCCUUAUCUUCUGUAAUGGUGUUAAAGGUACACUCCAGGCACUAUAACAAUUUCAUCAUUAGAAGGUCUGGCUUACUAUAACAACUUCAUCAUCAAGCUGUCCCAGUCAUCCUGCGGUUUAACCUUUAAGAAAUUUUUCAAACCCAAAUUCGUCAAUCUGGCUCUGCUCCAGAAAGGUUUUAGUCUGAGGCUUCAAUUAGCCUAACCCUAGCUCUCUAUUCACAAAACCGAAUCAAAAAGGUAUGUAAUCUUUUUUCACACCGGUUUGAGAAUGGGGAGCUAAUGAUAGGCUCAGAGCUCUGAGCCUAUUAGGAGCUCCCUUUACGAGGAUUUCUGAUUAGUCUCAGCAUGAAAUGAAAGUUUAGGGGCAGAGCUGACAAGCCCUGGAUUGAAGACUUUAGGUUUAAACCAUUUAUUAACAAUGCUUGAAGAUUAGCCAGUGCAUGGGAUAUCCUUGCACCAUAAUAACUUUAUUUCAAUAAAGUUAUGGUGCCUAGAGAAUCUUUUUAAAUGUUGAUUGAGACUAAAGGAUGAUGUGAGACUCCAAACCAAACACACACUCUCCUGAUCUUGUUCUGCUCAGUAAACUUGACAAGCUUUUUGAGGUUUGCAGUUUCCACUCGGAGUAGACCACAGUACAGGAGUCCCAGGAGGGAGUGCAGGAGCCCUAGGGUUUGUGAUACUGUGUUACAUGUUAAAGUUCACUUAUUGUUUGGAGGAGGAAUUUGAGCUUCAUAGGGUUUCAAGAUUAAAAAACAUUCUCAUUAAGUCCUACUAACCAAGACCUGCUAUUUAAACAAGUAAACAAGUGAUGUUUAUCUUUGUGAUUAAAUCACAUUAAUCAGUGCAAUAAUGUUUAUGGGCUGAUGGUGCAAUAACUGGACACUAUACAAUGCUCAAUUAUUUACAACUGAUAUAACUAUCUCACAACUAGUUUUGAUGUAUUAUUACUACCAUUUACCUAUUAUAUCUAUUACCAUUUACACAUAUUGUGACCUCUCUAAUCUCCAAAAAUUUAAAAAAAUAAGCUUGCCGCCCUCAUGAGAUUCUCAGUUGUACCCCAUAGUAUGCAAUGCUAUCCUGCUUGAGCAGUUAAGCUGUAGCUGGCCUUUCAGAUGUGUAAUAUUAUUCCUAGAUUGUACAAGCAGUCAACCUUUUCUCACAGCAGCUGCUUUUCUUAUUAUUACCAAAAAUGGGGUGAUGGCACUUUAUAUACUGUAUCUUCCAAUAGUCACGGAAGCAUUGAGUCAUGCAUUGUUUGUUUCAUAGCUGAAGUGUUUUCAUAACAUAACAUAAGAUUAUUACCAAAAUAUGCAGAGAUAUCUCUGGUUGGUGGUGUAUGUAUUCUACUUAAAAUGCAAUCUAAUGCACAGUUAAAUCAUAUUGAAUGGCAUGCAAGUCAUAUAGUAUGUGAUAGUGUGCAAUAAUAAUAUCAUGAAAAGGAGUUUACUGCUUACUGAAUAGGAAGUGGAUGGUUAAUGGUGUACAUUGAGGCUGGCAUGACUUUUCUAGUUCCAGAAUGUUUUUUUUUUUUUUUUCAAGCUGUGAAAGAAAAAUGAAAUUUUCUGAAGGAACAGGGGCAUCUCUGGCAGUUGUCAUCACUGAUCAAGCAGAGAUAUAGGACAAUAUCAUUGGAUCCAGGUGGUACAGUGCUUAUCUGGAAUAUCUCAACCCUGAUCCCAAAGGACACACAUAUAGGGUUCACUUGAAUGUUUCCUUCUGUCUCUUGUAAGUCUCAAUGACCCCACAUGACCACCAUAUUGACUUUGUGUCAUAAUUCACAAUGCAACUCUCAGUUGUGCAUCAUGGUGUUGAGAUAACAAACACACUUAUACAUGAACACUAAAACUUCACACAAAUAGCACACACUGGCACUUUAUAAAAAGUAAAUACACACUAUAGGUAACACACCCGUCAUUUACAUGCACUCACUAACAUUCCACACAAAUAUGCUCUUACAUGCACAUUGCCAUUCAGACACCCAAAUAUAUACUCUGAACUGAUCCCUAUCCACUCAAUCAUACCUAUUCACCCUGUCAAUUAAUACACAGCCACAUAACAUCUCACCUACCCCCACCCACCAUGCACUUAUUGCUAUCCAAUCAUUAACCACCUAGUCAUAUUCACAAUACAGUCAUACCCCUAACUACUACAUUCAUCCAUCCAAUCACACACACCAGGCCUUAUAUGUAUGACUGUCAUUGGCGCACUGAGGGAAUGGCCUUGUGGCAGCAAAGAGGGCAUUGCUUCUGGAACUUGAGAGACCUGUCUGAAUGCCUGAAUGGAAUGUAUUUGACGACUUGAAAAUAAAUUUUUGCUACUUAGGAACCUUCUGCAACGAUGCCAUAAAUAGCAGGAUAAACUCCCCCUCUCUAUGUCUGUCUGUCUCUCAUGUAUAAACAUGUAUAUAGAUAAAGUAGACUACAAUGUAUGUGCGUAUUUCCAGUGAAGGGUAGAAUUUAUAAAUAAACAAUACAAAGUAAAAAGGCAUGAACAUGUAUGCUAUGUCGAAGGUGUGAAUGCUUUUAAAUCUGGCAUGGCCAUUCAUUUUAGAGUGUACUUUAACACAUAGCAAUACAAUUAUGGAAUCAGUGUUUUACAUUAUAUGGUGACAUGAUAGACAAAGUCUAGCAGUUAAAGUCUCUCUUAUUGCUUUGUUUGUUUUGAAAGUCAAAUAAAAGUACUUAGUAACUAGAUAUGCAAUUAAGGAAGGGUGUAGCCCAGUAUCUAUCGUGGUCUGCUAAGGAAAGUUUUGCUGAUCCUGAACACUGGGAGUGUUGCAAUAAGUAAAGUUAAAGUUUAAACACUAAGUUCAUAUAUUACUCAAAGCUAAGUAAAGUCUACCCAUAUUUAAGUUGUCAGUUUAGUAGACAUCCCUUAAGGAACAAACCUAUUGCUAUGUUGUGUUUCUGUAUUGUUUUUGUUUUAUCAGUAGCAAAUUAUGAUUUGGUAAGCAAAAAAGAAAAAUCAAAUUUUCUCAGUUUUUUCCUUGAAUGUGACUAAAACUAAUAAAGUAAUAAAUGUGGCUAAAACUAAAACUUCAAGCUUCAAAAGAAUUUAAAACUUUCAUAAUGCUUGCCACUCAUGGGAGCUGUAGUUGUUCUGGGAAUAUGCAUUUUGUGCACUCCUGUGUACAAGAAGGGGGGGGGGAGGGAUACAGUAUUUCUCUACAUGUAACAGCUCAAAAAAUGAGAAAUAUAAAAUGUAGUAUUCCUAGUAAAAUGAAAGUAUAAGUAAGGAAUACACUUACAAAUUGUGGGAGAUCUUUAAAGCACCACUUAUGAGUGUGAGCGGUACAACACCCGCUUCUGGAUUCUUUUGGUUCCUUUGGUCUCAGUUACCAGUCCAUGAAUUUGUAUAGAAAUAUAAAACCUACAGACAAACUAAUCUAGUGUAGUAUGUCUGGAUAAAAAAAAUAAUAAAAUACAAAAUGAAAAUGCACUCACGUGGUAUGGAGCCUGUGCGUUGGCUCCUAAAAUAUAGUGUGGAGCGGUGUAAUUCCUACUCCAUUGGGCUGGUGCAUGUCAGUCCUCUUCAUAUAUAGGAUAUGAAAUAAAACAGAAAUAAGAAAUAAAGUGCACAUAGUGCAGAAAGAAGGAAAAUCACUUACAAAUGUGGAGCAAAAUUUGGGUUUUGCUCAAUCCAAACAGUUUAGGUCAAUGAUGGCUAGCCCUGACACCAUAAAUAGUUUAUGGACUACAUUUUCCAUGAUGUUCAGCUGAGUAUCAUGGGAAAUGUUGUCCAGAAACAAUUUAUGGUGUCAAGGUUAGCCAUCACUGGCUUAGGUGGUAUGUUCCCCACCAAGGAAAGUGAUGUCCAUAUACGAUGCAUUAAAAGCAAGAGGAUCAAGGGUGUCUUAAAUAAGUAAAUCUUUUUACACCUAAAGCUAAAAUAAACCAUAAAAAUAUAGACUAAAAAGUAACAAUGACAUGUUUCACCAAUGUGACUUUUUCAAAAUGGGAUAUUUUUAUAAUGUCUUACCGUUUCUAUACUCCCAAGUCAGCGCUAGCAGCAUAGGUUAGUCAUCAAAGCAACCACAGAACAAGCGGUGGGUGGAGAGCAGAGGGACCUAUCUUUUGCUCUCCUUGUGUGGGUGUCUGCCAAACAAUUGAAAGACAGAUAAGAGAGAAACAAUAUCUUUGGGAGAAAAACCUAUUUAAUCUAUACAUUUGGCAGCAAAUGAGCAUAAGUUAUGUGGGACUACCCAACUCAGAAGCUAAAGCACAUGGUCUAAAUUUGCCUGUAAUAGUAAAUUCAAAACUAUAAUAAGUUAAGCUGCUCAUAACACACAGUUUUAUCAAGAUUUAACUUAGUAGUUCAACUCCAAAUUCAGGUCCAUGAUGAAGUCAAAGGGACAUCCAAAGUACAUCCAGAGUUACCACAUAAUGUGGACUAUCGAUUACUUAAAGGACCACUAUAGUGCCAGGAAAACAAACUCGUUUUCCUGGCACUAUAAGGUCUUUAGGGUCCCACUCCCCCCGGGCUGAAGGGGGAGGAAGCGGUUAAUCACUUACCUUUCUCCAGCGCCAGGCUCCCUCGGCGCUGGGGAAAUCAGUUCAUAGGAAAGCAUUUCUCAAUGCUUUCCUAUGGACGUCCGCUUCACAGUGAGAAUCGUGGAAGCGCCUCUAGCGGCUGUCAAUGAGACAGGCACUAGAGGCUGGAUUAAUGUAAACAUAGCAGUUUCUCUGAAACUGCUAUGUUUACAACUGCAGGGUUAACCCUAGAUGGACAUGGCACCCAGACCACUUCAUUGAGCUGAAGUGGUUUGGGUGACUAUAGUGGUCCUUUAAUUAUUUUUUUUAAUGGAAAAUGUUUUCUUAUUUGCAACUUCUUAGCAAUCAAACAGUUUUAUACCAGCAAAAAGCUGGCCUUUUAUUGAUCCCAAGGAAACUUAAUUAAGGCAUUUUUAAGAUUAAAAAACAAAGCUCUAAAAAAAAUGCAGAUUGUCUUCUGUCAGUCAUGCUGAGUGCUUACUAAACUUAAAACUUAGAAAAGUUGGCUAGUUUCACAUUUUUGGAAAUUCGGCCUUUAGUUCAUAACAAUUCACAGUUUAAAACUAUAUAAUAUGCGUGCUUUAACAGCACAUGGCAACAAAAAUAUUGGUUAUCCACUAAAACGGGCAUUGCAUAAAAUUGGCAACAGAAUAACAUUUCAAGACAGAUAUAUCUGGGUUGUAAUACUUAAAAAAAUUAAAAAAAAAAUCUGCUGUUUUGGCUUAAAAUGUAUUAUUCAUUUUCCAACAAUUCUUGGUUUAGUGAGCAACUCUGAUUGUUAAUUUGGGAUGUUUAUGUAAAACAUUUGCAGCAUAGGCUUGAGGCAGUAACUGUGCCUUUCUUCAAAUGAUUCCAAGAAAUCUCUGUUACACAGUCGUGUGUCUAAUCAUCAUAAUAUACUGGCAUGUGUAUAGAGUGUGUUAAAUGAAGCCCAGGAGUACAGGAUUGCUUUUAACAUCUAGUAUAAGCUCCUGGAAUUCAAAGAGUUAAAAGCAGUGGUGAAACUAAUGUAGAGAGGGGCCUGGUGCGUGGCAAAAAGGUAGAUUCCCAUGUGUCAUCCCACAAUUGUCAAUCUACAAUUUGACUAUCCUUGCAGAGUUUUAUUUGUGGGUAGUAUUUGUGUGAUUAAAUUUAAGCAUGUAUGGUUGCCACUUGAAAGCACUGGCAAACAUAUGUAUAGUUUGUUUGUAUGAAGGGGUGUAUUUGUGAUUGUUAACAAUUCCAAGUUUAAUGUUUAUCUGUUUAAUAUCUCCACCCUCUUUAUUACGUGUAUAAAGAUAAAAGACUUUUCUUAUUUUUCCCAGGACACAUCAUACUGUGUGUUUGAUGAAAUACUAUUGGUAUUUACUAGCAAUAUCUAAGUGUCUGAUGUUGAAUCUAUACUCACUGCAGCUAGUUUGAAAAACUGAGCUGACAUUAAUCAGAGCUCCCGUUUGGCAUAGAGGAUGGAAGAGUAAGUAUCUACCCAACUCUGCGUUCAGGUGGAUCUACAUACCUUCCCACACUCAUGUUGAUGAUAUAGGUGUAGACUAGUGGUUGAUCACUUGCCAUUAGUACUUUGGUAGGUCUCAAAAGAAAACUUUGAAAGAAAAAACAAACAAAUCAAAUGUAAGAUGAUUAGCUACAGUCAUAUGCACUAUAACUGGUUCAAACUUGGACUAAAAACUGAAUUCACACUAAUAUCCCAUUGGAAAAUUUGUUAAGAAGACCAAAGAACAAUGAAACCACCAUUGGCAAGGGAGUACUAGUACCUACUACUACUAACAUGUCCCUCUUUAAACAGCACAAUAUUUUCAUUACAUUACUAUUAUUAUUAUUAUUGCCAUUUAUAUAGUGCCAACAGAUUCCGUAGCACUUUACAAUAUUAUGAGAGGGGAGAUGUAAUUAUAAAUAGGACAAUUACAAGAAAAAUUACAGGAACAAUAGGUUGAAGAGGACCCUGCUCAAACAAGUUUACAGUCUAUAGGAGGUGGGGUAUAAGACACGUUAGGACCGGAAAUAUCAAUUAAAUAGGGUGGGAGCGAAGCAGAGCUGGAGGAGAGAGUAAAGCACUGCCCUAUAGAAGAGAGCAAGAGACAGGUAUGUAAGGUAGAGGUUACUCUGGGAGGCCAUAAGCUUUCCUAAAGAGAUGGGUUUUAAGGCACUUCUUAAAGGAUUGAAGACUAAGGGAGAGUCUUUGAACCAUUCCUUAUAUGUGUACCCUGAUGAGGGUACACAUAUAAGGAAUGUUUCAAGAAACAUAGCUGCUAUUAAGCAGUUCAGGGUUCCAGUCUCUGCUCAUUCUGGAUUACCAUGAUUUUCUCAAAAAAUAUCUGAAGCAAUAAGCCCAUCUUUAUCUGAUCUUGCAAAAGAAGCUGUGCUUCUUUGUGCCUGCUCAAAUCCUGAUGUUCUAGUGCAAACUCUCAAAACUUGGGAAACGAGCACCUGUUCGGCAGCAGUUCAUAUGUUUAUGUUUAUAAAAACAAAACAAAAAAAAGUAUGAUGCCAUUCAGUAACUUAAUAGUUUAUAUAGAUCAUUCACUAAUUCAUAUUUACAGCAAAAUUGUAGAUUUAAUUUAAUAUAAUGGAAUUGGAAAAAUUCUCCACUUAGGCCUCAUAUAAACAACCACGAGAAAAGCAGGACUGGUUGGAAAGCUCCAGAUGUGAAGCAAAAAGGGAAAUUCAGGUGUAUCUAUUUUGUAUGUAUAUUUUUUGGCCUGCAUAAAUUGUAGAACUUAAUAUCACUGACUGGUUAAAAUUUCUACCAUCUGUUCAAAGGACAGAAACAGUGCCAGUGUUCUAUAUAGAGCAGUGUGCGCAAUAGGUGGAUCAGAUCCCCAGCUGUUACAGAACCACAAAUCCUUUGAUGCUGUCUAGCCUUAGGUAUCAUGGGAGUUGUACAUCCUCGGAUUUUGUAGAGCUACAUUUUAGCCACUCCUAAUAUAGACAACAUGAAGCUAAGGAUUUAGUCUCCUUUAUUACUUAUUACUUCAGGUUGAUUCACAAUGUUUUUCCUCUCAAAGUGCCAAAAGUAUGGGAUGUUGUUAUUCUAUUGACUUAUUGUUGUGAGCUUUAAAAAUGUUGUAGCGGUACCUAUCUAUCAAUUGUAUCCCUCAUUCUAUCUGUUAGCAUAUAUGGUAAUCAGUGAGUCAUUAUAUAACUGCUGCAUAGCUUCUGUUAUCUGUGGCAACACUUCUUUAAUAUGUGGUUAAUAACUGCAAUGCUAUAUAAAAGUUAUAUUUUACUGCUUUAUGGAAGACCCUAAAGUGAGUUCCAAUAUAUCUAUGCAUUUCAGGUGAUAUUUAUGUAUCUUGGGAAUGCAUUAACUAAACAGUAACAAACAUUUGUAUGUAUUAACAAUGACUACUAAUGGUUAAAAAAAAAUGCAAGCACAACCAAUAAUGGAACAGUAGUUGAUUUAAACUUCAGAUUAACUUUUAAAUAAAGAAAAAUAUCUGAGUCAAGCAUGUGUGUGAUGCCUUUCAGGCUAGCUAAGGAAGUGAAACAUUCCAAGAAUUUAAGAGGCACUAUCACAAAAAAAUGUGUAGACUACGUGAAAUAUGCUACUUUGUAAGAUACAAUUUUCUUCAGCAUUUGUUUACCUUUGUCCACGCUGAGCUGUCUUUUGCUUGAUCUUUGGUCAAAAGUAGUGAGUACUUGGCCUAAGAUGACUCUCAUUUAACAGAUUCAUAUGGUGAUGAUGUUAGCACAGUUAGAAUCUAGGCUAGACUAGGCUAAUCUACGCUAUGACACCCUGAGACAGUGCAUAUUUUCUCACAGCAUAUACUCCCUUAAAUCAGGCAAAGAAGACUGGUCUUAGGUCACAACAACUGAUUUCAAACACAGAUCAAGAACAGCUGUAUGGGAAAAAUGUAUAGUCACUGUGAAAAUUAUAAGGAAAUCCUGUAUAUAUAGGAUAAAAAAAAGACCUCACUGGAUUUACAUUUUAAAAAAAAAACAAACAAAAAAACUCUUAUUAGAAAAUAUGUCAUCUAUAAUGACAAUAAAAAAUUUGCUUAAAGCAUGCAAGUUAAAAAAAAAUAAUUUAGCUUACCUUCCAGUUUUUUGCAAUUUUUUUGUUUUUUUGUUACAUACAUUUUCUAUUGAGGCAUAGAGUAACUUCACAUAGUCAAACAAGUGUGACAAGUUAGCUAAUACAUAUAGUAGUUAUGUAAUAAACAUGCAGCAUUUGCAAUCAGGCUAUGGUCACAUGAAGAGCAGAACAGCAUGUCACAUAGGUAGGGGAUUAGGAAGCCCCAUCUUUUUUUAUGAAAAACAAAACAAAAAAACUAAGAACUCAAGAAUGUACCAGAGUGGCCCCUGAUUUAAUAGGAAGACAAUUGGUAAACUGCUAAGGCAUAUGUUACCACAAUAACUAUAAUAGUUGCAAAUAGUUGUUACUUAAAGUGAUUGCUUUAAAUUACAACUAUUUGCAACUAUUUUUGUAACAGAGUAUGUCACAAGAAAUUGAAAGCAAUGAGUAUUAAAACUUAUUUAUGAACACAUUUAUUACAUUAUAAUUAUUAUUGGGCAAAUUACUUAUUGCUUUAUUUCUAGUGGAGUUUUACAGUACAUUCAUGCAUUUCAUGCAUUCUUAGCUCCUAAGUAACAGUAUUAAAAUAUAAUGAGACAGUGGGAUACUAAACGGUCAAUUAAUGUAGUUCAAGGACUCUCAAUCAGUUGAGAAAUUAAACAAAAUCAUCCUGAAAAAGUAACAAUGUAACACAUAGGCGAAUAGAGCUAUAGAUUGCAAAUACUGUUGCAUUCAUCCAUUGUUAUGUGAACUGCAAAGUUGUGACAAGGGAAUUACAAACUUUGGGUAGCAAAAGCUGAGCUGGAGAAAUAGGUGAAUUGGAGAGUGUUUCCGAUACAGCUAUUUUGGUCGAAAAUGGUCAAUUUCUGUCAUUUCUUAUUUUAGCGAAUAAGCACAAGCAUGUUGAUUUUCCUUAUGUUAUACUGUAGAAAUUCGUAAAGCUAUUUUUGUUUAUAUGAAGUCCAAUGUUAAUGCAAGGCACUGUGGCAUUCCGGGCAUGCAGCAUAAAUUAACAUAAUUUACCUUGUUAAACACACACCUCCCUCCAUCGGUGUUGGAAGCAGCAUGUGGAGGACGGUAGAGAAUCCUAAGCAAUGCUUGACUACAAAUGUUCCUCGGUUUUACUUUUUUUAUUGUGCAUAAAAGUUGCACAAAUGUCAUACAGCAUAACAGAGCAUGUGUGAUUUGUUGUUGGUUAGCCUGCAUCACAAUUAUCUCUUUAAUCCUUUAUGAGUAAUUACAGUAAGUAAGCGUUAAUUGAUUCUCUCCCGGUAUGUUUUGCUUGCCAAAACAUUUUUCUAAAUGAAAAAUCCUACUUUUUAAUUUUCAAUGCACACACACAUUGAUACUAAGGAAGACAGACAUAUAGAUUUUCUCACAUAUGAUCUAUAAAAAUAAUUUUAAAUUACUUUUUUUUUUAACUGAAACAAUAGCUGAAAUAGUUUGCCAUUCAGUAGGUUUGUGUCGUAAUUUUGUUUAAAGCUGGUUUGAGCUCAUCUUGUGCCAUUGCAGAGAGAACCUAAAGCAUUUGCAUGUCAGACUGAUCUCACCGAUAUUGGCAUAACAAAUCCAAAAGGCAGUCUGGCUUCCUCUGAGAUUAAACAUCAGAUGAUCAUUUAGGCCUUGUUAAGCCUCUCAGUGAGGUAUAGCUGAUACCUCUAAGCUCUGUGGGCCAUACCAUUUACUACUCGUCCUCUUUUUCCUCUAUUGGUUACUUUUUCUCACUUGAUCUAUGAAUCAAAUGGUGGGAAAAAGUCCUUAUCUGAGUACUGAUAUUUGUAUAUUUGUAUAUCAAUACUCAAACAGUAUUUCCCAUAAUUUAUACUAUGAAUAUAGUUUGCAGUACAUUGGUCUAUUUUGCACCCUUCAUUAGUCUGAUUUGUUUAGCAAAGUGCAGUGACCCUGGUAAAAAAACAUUGUUUUAUUAAAUUGCAUAACUAGUGACAGGGUACUAUAGAAUUAAGAAUACAAAAAGUUUUUGUUCAUCAGAAGUGAUUUGUUAAAAAAAAAUUUCCACUGUGCGUUAUUUCAUCAUUAUAAUCACACUUUUUCAACAACUAGACAUUGCUACAAAAAAAAAAGGCUGCUCUUUUUCCAUCUUCUUUUAUUUGCUGGGGAAGAUUUAAGAUGCUGAGAAGCCAGCAAGGGCCUAGGCAGGAACAGGGUUAUGUAAGUGUGAGGGGAGUGUAGACAAAGGAAUGUGGUAAAGUGAAUUUGGGAUGGGGGUGCAAUAGUUUGGGUUAGAUGGGUGAGCUAGUAUAAAUAGGUUGCCAUCUUUGUUGAACAUCUACAAUCACAUGGAUUUCAAUAUCAGAGACAUGGGUUUACUUCAGGGAGAUCAUGCCAAACUAAUCUUAUUGAUUUUUUUUAUUGGGUAACUAAAAUAAUAGAUCAGGGUGGUGCAGUAGACAUUGCUUACCUAGAUUUCAGUAAGGCUUUUGACGCUGUUGCACAUAGAAGACUUAUCAAUAAACUGCAAUCUUUAAGUUUGGAUUCCAAUAUUGUUGAAUGGGUAAAGCAGUGUGAGUGACAGGCAACAGAGGGUUGUAGUCAAAGCAUGGGCUUGUCACCAGUGGAAUACCUCAGGGAUCUGUACUUGGACCCAUUCUCUUUAAUAUUUUUAUUAGUGAUAUUGCAGAAGGUCUUGAUGGUAAGGUGUGUCUUUUUGCUGAUGAUACUAAGAUAUGUAACAGGGUUGAUGUUCCAGGAGGGAUAAGCCAAAUGGCAAAUGAUUUAGGUAAACUAGAAAAAAAUGGUCAGAGUUUUGGCAACUGACAUUUAAUGUGGAUAAGUGCAAGAUAAUGCAUCUUGGAUGUAAAAACCCAAGGGCAGAGUACAGAAUAUUUGAUGGAGUCCUAACCUCAACAUCUCAGGAAAGGGAUUUAGGGGUGAUUAUUUCUGAUGACUUAAAGGUAGGCAGAUAAUGUAAUAGAGCAGCAGGAAAUACUAGAAGAAUGCUUGGUUGUAUAGGGAGAGGUAUUGGCAGUAGAAAGAUGGAAGUGCCCAUGCCAUUGUACAGAACACUGGUGAGACCUUACUUGGGGUAUUGUACGCAGUACUGGAGACCGUAUCUCCAGAAGGACAUUGAUACUUCAGAGAGAGUCCAGAGAAGAGCUACUAAACUGGUUCAUGGAUUGCAGGAUAAAACUUACAAGGAAAGGUUAAAAGCCAAUGGCUAACAAUGGUGUUUGGGGAUCGCCUCAGUACGGAACACAAUCUAGGAAAACACAAACAAAACGACCACAACACACCGCUAACAAUUAAUAGGUAGCCUAAAAUAAUUAGACGCAUAUUAAACAGCAUUCGAAAAAGCCCAAUAAGGACAAAUAGAUGAGUUGGAAGUAGAAAAACACAGACGCUGACAACAGCUACUCACAUGCCCACACACAACCAGAUAUCUAACCGAGAGUCACCGACCACACCUAACCCGAACUGGACUGAUAAUAAACAUCCAGGUGACACACUGAUACAGACCACAUAACUGAGUAACUGAACACUGAUAACUGAAGGAAUGCAGAAUACAUAUUGAUUAUACAGAGCCUAGUUAGAGCCAUUUAACAUGCAUGCAUACAAAAAAGACUGACUCGGCAAAAAGGCAAGAAUCUGAAACCAUUACAAGCGAAAAUGCAUAGCGCAAACUAACCAGGUUGGACACCACAGUUAUCCCCACUACCUCCCUUUCUGUCUACCAAGUUUAUUACAAAUACAUGAGCAAAAUCAACUGCGAUUCCACAUGUAUGUUUAUUGCAAAAACACUCAUAUAAUCAAAUGCGAUUCCACAUGUAUGUUCAAAAUUGUAAACCAAGCUACUGUAUAUGCAACUUUCACCCAACCCUCACCAUCUUUUUUCUUUUGUACCCUAAACGCAAUAAAAAUUGUCAAAUUAAAAAAAAAAAAAAAAAAGAGCUAGUGGCUAGCAUUACACAAUGGUAGGCCCAAGAAAAGGCCUUGUGCUGGUUGGAACGAGGGGGGAGAGGACAACUACCCUUAAGUUAUGGUUGGUUGGCAAGGUGGUAUUCAGUGAUGUAACUAUUUACGGAGUAUAUUUACGCUAUAUAGUGUUUUGUGUUAUAAAGUUGAAGUUUAAAGAUUUAUAUAUAUUUAUAUUUUAAUAAAGCUGUGGCCUAUUUUAAUCCAAAGCAAGUCUGAUGUGUUUUCAUUGGAAGCAAAGGAUGGGGUUUUUCAAGGGUCAGGUUUAUGCACAUACACAGUUACCCUCUACCUACACACAUGUGAUAUGAUCAGCUCACUCCGAAUAUAAUGAGAUUGGCUGAGCUACUUUCUAGUCUGAAUAGAGACCUCAGGCGAAUCAUGAAAAUCCAGCAAAGUGUUUGUUAAGCAUGCAUGAGCAGAAAAUGUAGGAACUCUAGAGGAGUUUUUUUUUUUCUCUUAUUUUAUUAGUUUAAUUAAUUUGCAUAUUUUUGAAUAAAUUAUCUGUACAAUGCAAUGCAAAACUAGGGGUCACCUUGAACCUGAAGAAUCUUUUUAAACAAUGUUGUCUGUAAAAACCAGGAGCUGCUAGUAACGGAUCUUGUUUCUUUGCUUUCUGUUGCUAUAAUUUUGUCAUGUAUAAAUUAUCCAUCCAUUCCCUCAGGUUCUCUUAAUUAUUAAUGUAUGGCAUCUAAACAUUAUCCAGUGUAUCUAAAUCGUGAUGUAUAAUAAUAUUUGUUCCAUGCAGAGACAGAAUCCAUUUUAUAAGUAAUAUUUAAAAAAUGAAAAGCUGACCCAACGAGGUGAUAACACAAACAGUGCAUUGAAAAAUAACCACGCCUAAUAAACAAUAACAGAAUGCAAUCUUCCUGUUUGCGGAUUUUCAUUCCUACAACAUUAUAUAACUUGCAAAAACAAGUAUUAGAUUCAAGUGUAUAACCUGCAUCACCAAUUAUACUUAAAAUAUAUUGUUCACAGUUUACAAUCCAUCCUGAUUAGUCAUAAUACUUAUAGCUAGGCUAAAAAAGAAUCUGCAAUACGUUAAAAAAAAAUAUCUAGCAGAAAUGGGCCUAGACAAAAUACAGCAAACUAGAUUUUAUUUUGUUACAAUUACAAUAACCCUGUGUUUGCCGUGUUCCAGGAUAAUAUGACAAUUCUUUUUCAGCGAGAAAUCUUUCAGAUGCUCAAAGAAAUCCAAAACCGAUCAAUAAUUUCUGUAGUAUAUAUAUACAUUUUUAAACCUGCCCUUUUUGUUUAUCAGGCCUACUAUAAUGUUGGCAUCAGUUAAAUUGUGAAAUAAAUAUUAAUCAUUUCAUCAAUGUCAAAGUAAACCAAGUAUAAUAAUUUCUAAGCUCCCUAGGCAGUAUUUUUGUGAUAAUGUUUUAUGCAACAAUAGUUUGGUAGAAUAUUUAAUUUUCUAAUUAAAAGUACAUUUAACAAGGUAAUGGAUUUUUGUAGUGAUUCUGUUAGACCUAAUUAAUUUAAUCAAAGGUCAGUUUAUGGUACUGUUUGAAAAGAAAUAAUAUUGUUAAAGUGUCUUUGUUUUCCUUUUCUUUAAUCAUAGCUGAGAAAGUGUCCUCCCUUGGUAAAGAUUGGCACAGACCAUGUCUAAAAUGUGAGAAAUGCAGCAAGACUUUGACUCCUGGAGGCCAUGCUGAGGUACAGUGAAACAUAUUUAAAUGGCAUUCUGUAAUUUUGACUCUAAAAUUAUUUCUAAUUGUGCAUGUUAAAUAAUGCCACAUGUAAUACCUGUAUGCAUAUAUAUAUAUAUAUAUAUAUAUUUUUUUUUUUUUUUAAAUUAUUAUCCCUUCACUAUGCUAGUAAGAUUUCUGUCACAGAAAGCAAAGUGUAACUUGAAAUGCAGGCUGUCAUUUUUAGAUUCUUUGUCAAAUACUAUAUCUGGAAAAUUUUAAAAAUCUAACUUUGAAAAAUUGACAUGUAUUUCACAGGUGACAAAAAAAAAAAACACAUUUAUAAUAUCCAUUACAAUUAUUUCUUCCAUUUUAACUACUGAUCCAUUGUAGAAUUCUUUUAUAUGAAGUUUUAAAGAUGAUAUGGUAUCCCUUAUCUCAUUUGUAAAUAGUUCUGACAGCUUCAGAAUAAUUUACAUAGAUGCCAAUAUCACAUUUUAAAUGCAUGGGUGAAAAAAAAAAGAUUUUUGUGUAGCUAUAAUGUUGCAUUGUUUCCCAACUGUUUCGGACCAAGGCACACAUGAAUGAGAGGAAGAUUUCCAACGCAUGCCUUUCUUUUGAUUUUUAUCUCCAUUAGCAAUUUGUCACAUGCACUUAAUAAAUAUGCAUAACUCUAGCCAAAUUAACAUAUUAAUUUUAAUUACUUGCUAGAAGGAGAUCCCAUUUUUAAUGCUGACUCGUAUUAAAAUAUACAUUUAAAGCAGCUCUGUCACUCCCAUUUAAAAAAAAGAGUAUUUCAUCACAAGCAAAUCUUUAUGAAAAGCUAAAAUUUACUGUAUUGGUAUUUCACUCAAUUUAAAAGAUAUAGGGAGACAAGGUAGGAACAAAAAGGUGGGGCUUCCGCUGUCAAGCUUGUCAUUUCCCCCAGCCGACACCAGUGACCGCUAUAAGGGAAAAAAAACAUUUUCCUCUAUAGAACUCAAUGCCAUACUCACUUUUCCCUGUGACACAUUAUGCAAAGAUCACAGACGGUGACAGUAAUAGUUGGACUGCAUUCCAACUAUUACAGCCCUGAUGUCAAUAUGUUUUAGCACACUUUGAGAUGACCUGAGGCAGACCAUUUGAAAGCCAUUACUGGUGUCAGCUGAAUACUCAAAUACUAACAAUGUGUUGAACCAACUUUGCAUCAGCUGACCCAGAUUUCCAAUACAGAGCAAGAUGCAUUUCCACUAUAGAGCAAGCAGCUGGCUCACAGCAAGAAAAGCUUAACUAUAAUAUACACAUUGACUGACCUGAAUGUGUCUUCAAAUGACAAAGUUGCCAGCACACAGCUAGAUAAUAGCACAUUUAGACCUCAAUUUAAUGUUGGCGGGUAAGCUUUUAAAAUGAUUGUUAAUGAAAAAUAUUUUUAUACAUAAUUUAUUGAUUUUUUUUUAUGAUGUUUUUAUUUUAAUAUUUUGAAAACCUUUUUUUUUUUAGACGUUUAUCUAAAAAUAUUAAAUCACUUAACAAGUUUAUCCAGCAAUAUUAAAGUAUUGUAUAGUAGCAAGCAAUGGUACAGCACACUACUUUGAGUGAAAAGCAGUCCAAUUUUAUUGAGGUUCCCCAGCAUGUGUUACAUAGUUACAAUGCUGAAAAGAGACUUGCGUCCAUCAAGUUCAGCCUUCCUCACAUUUGUUUUUUGCUGUUGAUGCAAAAGAAGGCAAAAACCCCCAGUUUGAAGCACUUCCAAUUUUGCAACAAGCUAGGAAAAAGAUUCCCCAGAAUGGCAGUGUUAGUGUAGGACUUUAUCAAACAGACACUUAAAUUCACCAAACAAGUAGGUUAGUCCAGCAUUUAAGAACAUCAAAUCCAUGGGCCACCAGCUCUAGUGCAAAAGGGUUAGACAUUAGCCCUGUCUGUGCUGACAAGGGUUCUGCGCAAUACCAUCCAGCAACUCUCUCUUCCAGUAAUGUGCUUUUAGCCAGUCCAGCAACCUCCCAUUUGAUUUCAUCAAUAGAAGCAUAGCUUUAUUAGGCUGUGACCCACAAUCCUCUAGUGAAUCUAGAGACAAUUCCAUUCAUGCCACUUACUAUAAUGAUAUCACCUUUAAUCUCCUAGAGAGGGAACCAAGGCUUUAUCGCAGUGUUCACUGACAAAGCCCCAAGUGCACAGAAUAGUCUCUUAGGCUCUUUUCUGCAUCGCCUCCCCUGUUGCCCACAGCAUAUUUUAAGAAAGGCUGAAAAAAGAGACACUUGUGACAAUUAUGUGACUUUCCAGUGGAGGAUGGUUUUUAGUGUCUCAUUCAGGAGCCAAAUAUCUAGUUGAUGAAUGGUAAAAGUGCUCCCCGUGUCUUCAGAGUUUGAUUUUAUAGCAUGUACUGUUUGCCCUGAAAAAAACUAAGUCUGUGAAACCAUGCUCUCUGAAAUUGACAAAAGGCACAAAAUACAACCAUGUGAAAAAAAUGCAUUGUUAUUGGAAACCCUUACUUACAAUAUAAAAUGUAAUAGCCUUUGUUUGUAUUUGCUGUUGAGAAUUGUACCCGGUAUUGUUUAGUAUUUCUAGGGCCUGUUAUAUUGUGGUUUAUUUUACAAACAUCUGCAUACUACUGUAAGACAAUUGUUAUAAAAUGCGUUAAAUAUGUUCUUAAGGUUUCAUAUUGAAAUUGCUACUUCUUUAUUUUACUAUAGCAGUGAUGGUGAACCUUUUUGAGUCUGAGUGCCCAAACUGCAAUUAAACCUGAAUACUGAGGUUUAAGUUUAGAAAAAACAACUCGUACAGUUGUCCGAACUAAUUAACAUCUUUUGUUUUAAAAGAAGAACACAUCAACAGAGAGUUCAAUGAUACAAAUGAUAGUGAUAGAAAUUAUAGAUAAAAUUAAGCUUAUAUUUAUCAGUAUCUCCAUCAAAGGCCAUACAUACAUACAAUACAUACACACAGAAUGCUGAACACAUUCACACACCGACCGCUGAAUACAUACACACAGUCCACUGAAAACACACACAAACAUGCACACAGUCCGCUGAAUACACACAGACUGCUGAAUACGUGCACACAGACUGCUGAAUAUAUAUAUACAGACUGACUGCUGAAGGGUGCAGUGUAUGUGUUUGUGUGUACGGUGGGUGGUGUGUGUGUGUGUGUGGGGGUGGUGUGUGUUGGGUUUGGUGCUGUGCAUAUGCGGGAGUGAUGUGCGUGGGAGGAGUGUUGUGUGUGUGUGUGGGGGGGGUGCUGUGUGUGGGAGACAAGUGCUUUGUGGGGGGGGAGGGGUGCUGCAGGUAGCAAAUAUGUAUCCUGACCUAUACAUAAAAUCUUUAUACCCCCCCCCUUCUCUUACCUUUGGUGAAGGAGGGGGAGGGACGACACAACCAGCCCUGGUGGUCCGGUGGUGAAAAGUACGUGUCUGGAAAGCAGCUCUCCUGUCCUCCCACGCAAUGCUGUGUGGAUUGUUGCCAUGGUAACGAGCGGAAAUGCUCCACAUAGCCUGCUCGCAGGAAGACAGGCUGCCUCCAGGUUCGCCAUCACUGUACUGUAACAAGAAAAUCUAGCCAUGGCUUUUGAGCUCAAAGCUGCAGUCUGUUUGGAUACUUUUUUUUUCUACUAAACAGAAUACAGCUAGUUGGGAUGCAGAUCGUGGUCAAUGACCAGAAAUGUAUACAUGAGUAUAAACUAAUGGCAGACACUCUGUCUGCUAUAAAAGGUUCCCGGAGCAAUGCAACUAUAUUCAGACACAUUCAAUACAUUUAAAUAUGUUCCUCUUAUGUAAACGGAAAGUAUUAACUAAGCAUUAGUGAUCUAAUUUACAAUGUAUUAUGCUUGACAUUAGUAGGAUACAGUAUCUUAUAUUAAAUUGAUUAGACAAAAUGUUAAUAUAUUCAAUGCUUUCUUAGUUACAUCAAUUAAACAUUUUUGAAAUAUUAUGGUUUUAUCUGGGGAAAAGCUUUUAUUUAUUUAAAUUUUUAUAGCCUUCGCCUAGUUUGCAUUUACUGGUAAUCCUAAUAAACAGGAGCUUUGAAAUUAAAUUCUUUAAAAUGAAAGAAAAGUAUGAAAUGAAGAAUUAAGUAAGUCAAUCCACUAAAAAAUUAAUUUGAAUUAAUUGAGUCUAUUACUUUUGCAGCAUGAUGGGAAACCAUACUGCAAUCAGCCUUGUUAUGGAGCGUUGUUUGGACCAAAAGGUAAAUAUUUUAUCAUCAAGUCAACUAAAGCUGAACAUUUGCUUUAUCCCUUCCACUUAUAAUAUAUUCACAUUGCCAUUAUAUAUAUUGUAGCUUGUUUUUUUUUUUUUAAAGAGGAACUGUAACAGCAAAGGAAUUUUAUUGAGUUUUUAUAUAUCCCUAUAUUUAACAAAUAUGUAUUUGCAAAGUGUGAAAAAUAAAAUUUAAAUGUAGAAAUCUGCACCUCUUUAUUCAGAAACUGUGGCUUUUAUCUUAGCUCACAAUGAGUGCUAUAGGUGAUUUGGCACCUACGAAUGCACUUAGAUACAGAAAAGUGGAAUAUAACAUUGCAAUUUAGCUUAAUCCCAGAAAAAGUAGUGCCCAUUCUGUUUAGAGUAAUUAAAAACCAUUGAUCUCCUUUGAGCUCACAGUACCAGAACGAAAUACAUACUAUCAUACACAACCUAAAUUAAAGUAUAAUUGCUUAAUUAAGUACUGGAUGCUAGCAGAUCUGGUUCAACUGCCAUCAGCAAACAAAAGUAACAAAAGUAACUCAAACUAGUUCUAUUGCUAGAUAUUGCAGACCGUGCAUUUCUGCCAUGUUUAGUCAUUUCCUAAAGCAAAAUCUUGGUUCACAAUGUUUGGGAUUUUAGUUUAAUAACGACUAGUACUGAUUUGUUACCAAUUAGUAAAUAUAUAAUAAGUAUGGCUUACUUUUUCCUUUGUUGUUCUCUAUAGGAUUUGGACGUGGUGGAACAGAAAGUCAUACUUUCAAAUAAUUUGGUAAGUAUUCUCUUUGUAAUUUAUUUUAAAUGAAAUCCUAACCUGACAUUUUAAAAGCUAAAUUGAUAAGAUUCACUACUUUACUUUAUGUAUUGUUUUUCUCAUAUUUCCUAAACAGUAAAGCUUGAUUUAAAAAACCAAACCAUCAUGACUGAGGUGGAAAGUUGUACCCCUUUCUUCCCUCCAACUAAAUCUUCUGGACAGGGCUAUUUUUACAGGGCAGCUGCCCUGGGCCCUGUUGCUGCUGGGGGACCCAAGGCAGCUGCCCCAUUUGCCCUCUCCCUGCAAUAAUUUAUUUUAGGAUCGCUGAUCCCAAAAUAAUUUGUUGCAGGCAGCGGGCCCGCACACUUAGGGUGUGCCAUCCAGUGGGCACUGCCCACCCAGUGGGUCUGUGUCCGCAGGGGCCCAGUCGGGCACUGUGGCCCUUUAACAGCGCGACCGGGCCCCUUGCUUUUUGGCAGCCGGCUGGGAAACAGAAACAUGAGCCGCGUGGGAGGGAGGACGACGCAGUGAGAAAGGGGGCCAGGCCAGAGCAAGAGCUUAACUCCCAGCCACCUCAUCCAGCCCAAUGGACCUCAGAUAAGCCACCCUCCAGCAAAAGGUAAGGAACUGGAGGGUGGCUAUCAAAUUGUAAAUUUUCCGUGUGUGUGUGCCUGUCAGUGUGUGUGUGUAUGUGUGUCAACAUGUCUGUGUGUCUGUGAGUAUGUCUCUGUCAGUGUCUGUAUGUGUGUUUCAGUAUGUCGGUCUGUGUGUCUGUGUGUCAGUAUGCUUGUCUAUGUUAGUAUGUCUGUCAGUAUGUCUGUCUGUGUGUGUAUCUGUCUGUCAGUGUCUGUGUCAGUAUGUGUCUGUGUACCUGUAUGUGGUCACUUUGUGUAUCUGUCAGCGUGUGUGCAUAUCGGUUUAUAUUUGUGUGUGUAACUGUAUAUAGUCAGUGUGUGUAUCUGCCUGUGUGUAUCUGUGUAUCUUCAUGUGUCAGUGUUUGUAUCUGUGUAUCUGCAUGUAUUUCUGUAUGUAUGUCAAUGUGUGUUUCUGUAUGUUCUCAUUGUUUGUAUCUAUAUGUAGUCAGUGUGUGUAUCUUUGUAUCUGCUUGUGUGUCAGUGUGUGCAUCUGUAUGCUCUCAUUGUUUGUAUGUGUGUAUCUAUAUGCGGUCAGUGUGUAUCCGUGUAUCUAUCUGCAUGUGUCAGUGUCAGGUUGUGUUAGUAUUUCUGUUAGUAUGUCAAUGUGUGUGUCUGUAUGUUCUCCUUGUUUGUAUAUAUAUGUAGUCAGUGUGUGUCUGUUUGUAUCUGUCUGUGUAUUUGCAUGUGUCAAUGUGUGUAUCUUUAUGUUCUUAUUGUGCGUUUCUGUGUAUCCAUAUGUAGUCAGUGUAUGUAUCUGCAUGUGUCAGUGCGUAUCUGUGUGUCUGUGUAUCUGCAUGUAUGUCACUGUUUGUGGCUGUAUGCCUGUGUAUCUGCAUGUGUGUCAGUUUAUGUAUCUGUGUCUGUAUGUGUGUCAAUAUGUAUCUGUGUAUCCAUAUGUAGUCAGUGUGUGUGUGUAUCUGCGUGUGUGUUUGUAUGCAUACGUGUCAUUGUUUGUGUCUGUGUAUCUGCAUGUGUGUCAGGUUGUGUAUCUGUGUGUCAGUGUGUACCUGUGGGUCUGUGUAUCUGCAUGUGUAUCAGUGUGUGUGUGUGGCAGUGUAUGUGUAAAUGUGCAUACAUCUCAGCAUUAAAAUACCAACACUACAUACAAACACGCUCCUGAAUUGAAAUGUUAACACUACAUACAAACACAUAUCUGUGUUAAACACACCAAAAUUAUAUAUAAACACACCCCUGCAUACACAUAAAUGCAUGUUUGCAUUCAAACACCAACACCACAUAUGAAAACACCCCUACAUUCACAAAAAAAAUACUACAUACAAAAACAUGCUUACAUUCAAACAUGCAAACACUGCUCAUUCCAAAAUACAACCCUGCAAGCAUGGGAUAUUAGUAGAGCCCCAGCUGUCAAAGCAUUGUUGGAGUUGUAUGACAGAUGGGAAACUAACAUUUGGCCACCCUUGCAAAAGUGGGGCCCAAAAGAAGCCUUGCACCCCAGGGCCCUUUCUAGUUUAGUUCCACCACUAAAUUGUGGUUGAGGGCAAGAUUGCAUGCCAGGGUGUGUGUGUGUGUGGGGUGUAAUCAAUAUUAAAGACAACUCUGCUUCAGGAGAUUAUUCUCUUACACCCCUCCUCCAGCUCCCCUUGCUUUAGGGACAUAUUUACCAUUGCAGGGUGUGACUGUUAAGAUGAAUGUUGUGUUGUGUCUUUGGGCUUCAUUGUACUGUCUCAGCAGCCAGUAAACAAAGUCUUUAAGUGUUUGCCACCUCAGUGCCUUCUCCCCAGAUAGAAUACUUGUAUCUUGAUUAACACAAAUAUAGUAUUCCUGUAAGUUAUAUUUAAUUUAUAAACAGAAUGAGCAUCAACUAUAUGUCAUUUAGCACAAAUAUAAUCAUACAGAAGGGAAACAAUGGAGAGAUUGAAUGUUUAAGUAGAUCGAAAAUGAAAAGAUGAUUAACAGUGAAUAGCUGGAAUGCUGGUUAUCAGGGGUGGCAGGAAACAGACCAGUAACAGGAUAGCAAAUGCAGCAAUACAGUCUAUGUGACUAAAUUCUGCCACCCAUUGCUAGUAUGAAUUGGUAUGGCUAAGGAAGAAUGCAAUCUUUUCCUUGGUUAUAUCUGCAGUUUACUUUGAGCUGUAAUUGACAAAGGACCCCAUUUCCGUGUUAAAUGACUUGAAAGACCAGGGCCUAAGUCAAAGGGGAAAUUUUAUUGCCCCUCAAUACUUAAGCUGGUCCAAAAUCUAUACCAUUCCCUAAAGCCAACUUCAAACUCAAAUAUGUUCUAUAAAUCACAUUGUGGCAUAGCACUUUUAUUGACUUCAGAGUAUGACAAUUCAAUAAAACCUAUAGUAUUAUCCUCACACCAGGCUGCAUUAAUCCUUCACUUCACUGGAUUAAAAUCCUGCACCCAAAGCAAUACGCAUUGUGCUAUAUAAUUAACUCCAAAUAUUGUAUUUUAAAAUGGCUUUGAUACAAUGUAUACACUUGGAAGUGGUAUCUCUCUUUCUAAGUAUUACAAGAGGCUUGGGUCCAACAAAGAAAAAAACAAAAUUAGACUUGUGGCUUCUCAGGACCCUACUAAGGGUGUUGUGCUAGAAACCCCCCAUGAAUGAAUGGUGCACAUCAGAGGACUUCAGGCUCCAUAACUAAUUAAAUGAGCUAAAAUGGUUAUAGUACCCAAAGUAUCCAUUUCACAUACUAAUGUUACUUUAAACAACUUAAAAAUAAGCAAGUUGUUACAAAAUGUGAAUCCAUGUUUUAGACUAGACAACCAGAAAAGUAGUAAAUUGUUACAAAUGGCAAAUCAGUGUUUUAGACUAGAGAACCAGAGAAAGUUAUCUUUACAGUUUUAGAGGUAAUUGUAUAUUCAUAGAUGCACAAGUUCAUAGAUGUAGGAUAUGUUAAGCACAUUUUAUUUUAAACUAAACCUCAGAGCAGUGAGUAUAGGAAAGAAAUUUAAGGUUCAUGAAUAAUUAGGUUCAGAUAUAGCAAAAGUGGAUUAACUUUAUCUGUGGCAUCUUUAAAAGACUCCCAAAGAUAUGGAGUACUUAAACUCAUCACAAAUUAAUGUAAGCGUGCAUUAAGGGAACAUGCUGUAGUUCACUUGCAAAGGCUAUUUUUGCACAUCAGUGCUGUUAGUAAGUAUGUUAUAUAAGAAAAAAUUCAGGUCAUAACUGUUGAAUUUCUUAAGUAGUUCUGUUUUCAUGUUAAACCAUAGAUAUUUCAGGUCAUAGGUAUUUUUAACUAAUUUCAGGAAGUGGUUUUAGUUUGUGUGUUUAUCAGAAUCUAAAACUUUGGAUCCACAGAUGUUAACUGCCUCCAACUCCCAGCAUUCUUGGAAUGCAACAGAAGGCCAGAGACUAAUGAGAGUUGUAGUCUAGCAACAUCUGGGGGGGACAGAGUAUGAGGUGCUUGACCUUGAAUACAUCUUACAUUUAGAUACAAUAUCAUUUGGUUGACACAUGUACCAGAUCAAAUAAACACACAAAAAAAAAAUCUGAUAUAAUGAGGACAUUUAUCAAGGUAAAACAGAUGCUAUUGUGGGAGUAAAGCUCUAAUUGUUAAGACAUUGAUUUCCAUUGAGAUGGUUCUUUAUUUAACACUUUGCCACCUGUUUUUGACCUGAUAACCCUCACCACAUCAGUCUUCCAAAAAUGACUGGUAAUUUAUUUGGUUACACAAAGUGAGAAAUGACAUGUAUUUAUUUUAACAGAACAGUUGUAAAGGUUGUUGUCUGAAAAUAUGUAAUUAAAGGGUUAAACUUUACCAAAUAUACUUUGUUAACCAAAUGUACUUUAACCUUUUUUUCCCUUCCUAGAUUUGAAAACACUGAAAUCUAGAAAUAUCUACAAGCAAGUCAUAAGUGUUUAACCUUCCUUUUAAUUAAUGUAGUUUCAAUAGUCACUUGUAAAUUGGACAAAUCGUGACCUUAUCAUGAUUUAAUGCUUUGCAUGCAAUGAGAAACAACAUAGAAAAUCAUCUCUGUCUAUUUAGCAAGAUAAUUGCAAACUUGAUAUGUUUGUUCUAAGCUACAUCAUACAAACACUGAAUUGUGUAUCCAAAAGGCUAUGUAAUAAUUUUUACUGAAUAAACAAAAAUAUUGUUGAGAAAAGAUG